Molecule: messenger RNA, 615 nt
Organism: Psilocybe cubensis
Lineage: Eukaryota; Fungi; Basidiomycota; Agaricomycetes; Agaricales; Agrocybaceae
Exons: 8
Coding region: 1-615 (204 amino acids)
Source: RefSeq, a predicted model, not a curated record
AUGGGCCCGCUUUCUCAACCAGUGUUCUGCAACUCCGCUUCAGAACUAAAGAAAGCACGGACAACACAGCGAUCAGACGGUAAUUCAAUACCACCAAGUGAACUGGCUAUGCGAUACGCUCAAUACUUCUGGAUUGUGUUCUGGACCGUUUCUUGUCUGGGUACUCAUCGUAUUAUCCGCAAACGAUGGGGACUCAGGGGGGAUCAUUCUUUCAAAGGAUGCGGUGGUACAACACGGUUAGGAAGAUGUUCCGUCUCUGGAAAUCUGUUUGGAUCUGUCAGGCUGUUAUUUUGCCGUCUCCUAACAAGCGUCGUAUAUUCAAGUCAGAGGAUAAAGUUUCAACGGACCGACAUGGUAAAGAAAUGGAAAAAGGUUUUCCUAGACCUCGAGUCCGCAGAGUCGGUUGAAUUUUGGGCAUGUAUAGCAUUGCCUUUUGCCUCUUUAAUAUGGUCCACAUUAUUUUUCAUUUCCACCGCAAUUGCCAUAGCCUGGGGAGAAUGCAAAACACCAAGCGACUCCUGGUCUCCGCCCGAGCCCGCUUUUUGCGCUAGCGGUGCCGCGGUCACCCUUAUCCUGCUCUUGUGCACCACCCAGUUCAGUAGUGGUUUCAAGUAG